Messenger RNA from Dreissena polymorpha, 975 nucleotides. RefSeq lists its product as uncharacterized. NCBI's taxonomy places the organism in Eukaryota, Metazoa, Mollusca, Bivalvia, Myida, Dreissenidae. The transcript is spliced from 3 exons. Bases 120 to 521 code for a protein of 133 amino acids. The record is from RefSeq and is a predicted model, not a curated record.
UAUCCAUUAAUUGAGAAGUGCUGAUUUUUGAUAAAAUUUGAGUUCAACGGUGUGAUGGUAUAAAUACGCCCGAGAAUUCAGUCCACAUCACUCCAUUAGAGAUCGACUUUGUGACUAAGAUGAACAAACUAACAAUUCUGAUCGCUGUGGUCGUCUGCAUGGCAGUCUGCAAUGCCAGAGUUUUGCAGGAGAAGAAGGACCUUUAUGACCUCCACAAAGGCCUCGUGGAGAAUGGCCAAUACGACCUAUAUGAAGACAUUUCGAAGCUGAAGUACCCUAGCGACUGUCAAAGACAGAAACUGCGUACUUACGCCGAGAACUGUGGACUGAUCAUCGAGAAUGGCAGGAAUCACUUGAAAGUCAGGGACCCAGAGACUGGCGCGAUUAUCACGGAUAUCCCCCAUAAGGUGAAGGGCAACGGCACCUGCCGAGACAUCAUCAACAUUCUGAACGGUCGCUGUCAGAACAGGUACUACGACUCCUAUGCUGCCUACGACUCUUACAACGGGAAGGAAUAUUAAAACUCGACAGCAAACCUGUAACAAAUGCUUGUCACACCACAGCAAAUACGACGGUAUAUGAGAGUAAAGCAAUCUAACAACAUUGAAAGUCUGUAUGACUUUUUAUAGGAAACAUUCACUCCACACAAUGUCGGUUAAUAGCAUGGAAUUGUAUUUCAGUAUUAUGAUAAGACUUCUUGUGUAUUGAUAUAUAUUGUAUAAAUACAAAACAUGUAACAUACUGGUACACUGUUGGAUCUACGACACAAAAUAGGUGUUACACUGAGGUUUUGGCAAUGUAUGUCUUAAACAAAUUUGUAAUCAAAAUUAAAUAUAAUUACUCGAACUGUGAGUGCAAUUAUCCUAACCGAGUUUUAUAUGGUGUCAAACAUAAAAAUGUUGUUAUAUGAAUGUAUACUGUACAUUAUAUAUACAUAUAUAUACCCGAGAAUAUGUAAUAAAUAUGAAACUUCAA